GAUCCCCGCAUACAGCUGCGCAUAGCUCACCGUGCCCCUCACAACACACCACCAGCUUUAUUUGAAUUCAAAGCUUCCACAAUCUGGGCCCGAGUCUUUGUAUUUCUCUAAUCAGACAGCAUGUCGUUCGGCGGUCAAACACCGACCAUUGUGGUGUUGCGGGAGGGUACCGAUCAGUCACAGGGCCGCGGUCAGGUAAUAUCAAACAUCAACGCUUGCCUUGCUGUACAGGCCACGAUCAAGGGAACACUCGGACCAUAUGGCGGUGAUCUACUCAUGGUCGAUGAGAAUGGCAGGCAGACAAUCACCAACGAUGGUGCCACAGUCAUGAAGCUCCUUGAUAUCGUCCACCCCGCCGCCCGCGUUCUCACCGACAUCGCACGAUCGCAAGAUGCCGAAGUGGGCGAUGGUACCACUUCCGUCGUGGUUAUUGCAGGAGAGAUACUGAAGGAGAUCAAGGACUUUGUCGAGCAGGGGGUCAGUAGCCAGACUAUCAUGAAAGGCCUCCGGAGAGCAUCGCAUCUUGCUGUCAACAAGAUUAUGGAGAUCGCCGUAGACACUGCCGAGGGCAACCAGCGGGAUACUCUCCAGAAACUUGCCGCGACCGCCAUGAGCAGCAAGCUGAUUCACAGGAAUGCCGACUUCUUCACCAAGAUGGUCGUAGACGCUGUACUCUCGCUCGACCAGGACGAGCUGAACGAGAAGCUCAUCGGAGUAAAGAAGAUUACUGGUGGUGCGCUCCAGGAUUCGCUUUUUGUCAAUGGUGUCGCAUUCAAGAAGACCUUCUCAUAUGCCGGUUUCGAGCAACAACCGAAGACUUUCAAGCAGCCGAAGAUCGUGUGCCUGAACGUCGAACUUGAGCUGAAGAGUGAGAAGGACAACGCUGAGGUACGGGUAGAGCAGGUCUCGGAAUAUCAGGCGAUUGUCGACGCAGAGUGGCAGAUUAUCUACAACAAGAUGGAAGCGCUAUACAAGACGGGUGCCAAGGUUGUCCUGAGCAAGCUUCCUAUUGGAGAUUUGGCGACACAGUACUUCGCGGACCGCGACAUCUUCUGUGCUGGACGCGUAGCGGCAGACGAUCUCGACCGCGUAUGCCGCGCAACAGGCGCGAGCCUUCAAUCCACCUGCUCUGAUAUUCAGAGCAAGCACCUCGGAACCUGCGAAUCGUUUGAGGAGCGACAAAUUGGUGGCGAGCGCUUCAACUUCUUCGAGGGCUGCCCGGAGGCCAAGACUUGCACAUUGGUGCUUCGUGGCGGUGCAGAGCAGUUCAUCGCCGAGGUCGAGCGAAGCUUGCACGAUGCAAUCAUGAUUGUCAAGCGUGCGAUCAAGAACAGGAACAUUGUUGCCGGAGGUGGUGCUGUCGAGAUGGAGAUCUCCUCAUACCUACACAACUACGCCGACAAGAACAUCCCGCAUAAGCAACAACCUAUUAUCAAGGCGUUUGCAAAGGCCCUCGAGGUCAUUCCCAGGCAGCUCUGCGAUAACGCCGGUGUCGACGCGACGGACAUUCUCAACCGACUCCGCGUAGAACACAAGAAGGGCAACAUCUGGGCUGGUGUCGACUUUACAACAGAGAGCAUAGCGAACAACAUGGAGAGGUUCGUCUGGGAGCCUAGUCUGGUCAAAGUCAACGCUCUGCAGGCAGCAACGGAGGCGGCAUGCUUGAUCCUGAGCGUUGACGAGACAAUCAAGAACCAGGAGUCACAGCAACCACAAGCCCCCAACAGGCCGCUACCGCCUGGCGCUGCACAGAGGGCGCUGGGUGGAGGAGGAAGGGGACGCGGCCGUGGAAUGCCCAGACGGUAAAGACUCCAGAGCAGAAGAGAGAGUGUAUACCAAGACAGAGACACCUAUGCUACGCCAUGUCGCAGACGCAGAUGUCCAUGAAUAAUGCAAAAAUGAUGAAUCGAACAAGCAUCUUGUUCACAAGUCUUAAGCGCACCGAAGAAUUUUCGAUGAACAUGAAACGAUGCAGUGAAUUCUAGUAAGGAUCUUUGAAUUGCUCCUUCACGCUCGUUACGACUCCUUGAUACGUCUCUCGCCCCAGCUCAUGCCAUAACUCUUUACCCUACUAAAGUAGAAGGCACGAUCAUUCUUCAAUCCAAACUCGGCCCAGUCAUCCGUCAAUCGGUUAUAACUCCAGUACCCUUGCCAAACAAGUUUGUUGUUCUUAGCUCCUCGCCCUGCAUU
Molecule: messenger RNA, 2190 nt
Organism: Alternaria alternata
Lineage: Eukaryota; Fungi; Ascomycota; Dothideomycetes; Pleosporales; Pleosporaceae
Product: T-complex protein 1 subunit eta
Exons: 4
Coding region: 121-1806 (561 amino acids)
Biological process (GO): protein folding
Cellular component (GO): chaperonin-containing T-complex
Molecular function (GO): ATP-dependent protein folding chaperone; ATP binding; ATP hydrolysis activity
Source: RefSeq, a predicted model, not a curated record